This is a messenger RNA of Thunnus maccoyii (southern bluefin tuna), 2311 nucleotides long. Its product is annotated as CUB and sushi domain-containing protein 1. The record is from RefSeq and is a predicted model, not a curated record. NCBI's taxonomy places the organism in Eukaryota, Metazoa, Chordata, Actinopteri, Scombriformes, Scombridae. The transcript has 5 exons. Bases 734 to 1384 code for a protein of 216 amino acids.
AUUAGUUGCUCUAGUGCAGCUCUAUUGUGUGUUCAAUGAAUGUUAUUCAUAUAUGUUUGGAACUGACUGAUCUCUUGGUAGACACAUGGUUAUUAGGUGACUUUAAACUGAAAUUUUUAGUAUCUGGUAUUAUUGAUUGAUGGUCAGUUACUUUUCAUGUAUGUGAUUUGAAAUCUUUCUGCCUAAAUGGAAAAACACAUCUGGUUGUGUUAAUGAAAAGUGUGAACGAGGGCCGACUUUGUUUGGCAGUUUACCCAUUCAGUGAAACUUUCCUGCAAAAGAUAUUUUUCAAAAUCCUACUAUUUGACUCAAGAAAUACAUAUCAAUAUCAGUGCAAAUGUUCAGACAACAAAAAUACUGUUUAUCAUUACUCUACACCUGACAAUAACAAUAUAACAUGAUCUUCUCAUCCUGUUUUUGCUUUGAUUUUCAUAAAAUUUCUGGUGAUUGGGCGACACACCUUCGUUUGAGCUGUGAAUCCAGUCACAGAAUGAUUAGCGGUGUGUAGAAGAUUAGGCACCACACGGAGCUUAGUUUAGUGUUACUUACUGCUCUCUGCUUCCUCGUUCUGCAGUCAGUGAACUCAGCUCUACUGGGACGGUUGCUAAUGGCUUUAUGUCUGUUGACGUUGCGAUGAUGAUGAUGUAUAGACCGCUGCAGGACAGCAAUAUGACAUAGCCUUAGUUCCCAGAUCCAUCUGCAGAUUUUUCACAGAAACUGAUUGCAUCAGAAGAUGGGAACCAUGAGGUUACAUCCACUGCUGCUGCUGCUGUUGGUGUUUGGGUCCUUCCAAAGAGCGAUUUCUCAGUUUCCUGAAAGGAUUGGAGUGGUGGAAGGUGAGACGGAAUGGAUUCCCGAACCGGAUUUCAUAGACGACAUGUAUUGGUCUGGGACAGCGCCUCUUUGUUAUGGAGGCUGUAAGUCUCUCCACCAGGAGCUGAGGAGAGAUCGCUGUGGGGACUCAAGCUGCUGCUGGCUCGGCUACAAGUCCCUGUGCAGAGUGAACUGUGGGAGGCCAGACGUGGACUAUAAUGGAGUAGUGUAUGGUAAUGACUGGUGGGUGGGCUCUGUGGUGAGGUACGCCUGUCGUCCUGGCUUCAUGCUGGUGGGAAACCCCACCAGAUUUUGCCAGCCUAAUGGCCUGUGGACCCCGAAACCUACCUGCCUCCGAAUGUGUCAGCGGGGACGCAUUGAAAUCAGUGAGAAGGAGCUGAACGGGACCUGCAACUCCACCUGCGCGUACAAGAGCUACUUCGGCCCCCCCAAACAGGGCUGCACUCUGAUAGACAACUGCAAGAAGAAGGACACCGGCUGGAAGCGGUUCUUUGCACAGUGUGUCCCUUGCAUUUGUGACUGCGCUUUAUCAUGUGUAACUACAGGCUAAAACAUGGAGAAAAAACACAUUGACUGUACAAUGAGACAUCAAAUGAAGAAAGAUAUGGACAGCUCGUACACCACAGAGCCACACUAUGUUUCAUCUGCUUCAUCUGUUGUGUGGACAACUCAAUAGACAAAAAUCUGGAUGUUUGAGGACAUUAAUUUAAUCUUUCUGGCACUCUAAAUCUAAUGAUUUCUCCUUGGCUUUUAUAUAAAGGAUAAUACUCCAUGAUCAGGAGACUUCGGUGCCUCACGUUCAAAUCCCUCUGAGUCAGUGGUGAAUUAUGAGCAAAGCAGAACUGCAAAGUUCAGUUAAUCUCUGUGUGAUAAAGGGUAAAGAGAUAGAAAAGAAAAGUGAGGUGAAUUUUACUCAGCUAAAAAAGGGUCAAAUAGUUAAAUACUUAAAAUGAAAAUAGUCAACCUCAAGUGCCACGUGGUGAAUUUGAUUUUUAAUAAAAAGCUCAUUUUCAGUAAGCAAAUUAUUGUUCACAAGACAGCACUUGGUAGCUCAGGCACCUUUUUCUGAAUUAAUUCGGUGCUAAAUAUGAUUUUAUGUCACCAGGUCAGAUCACCAGGAGCAUAACACAAACUCUUUUAACAUGUGUGUCUGUAAACAUGUUUAUGUUUCUGAGGGACAGGUAGAAAGAAAGAUGAACAUAAGGAGAGUGGGAAGUGAAACCGCUGAGAUUAGUGUCUCUGCCUCAUCGCUCCUCCUCUCAGUCCAUCUGUCCUGGAAGGAGCUGAAACCUUAAUCUUGUUAGAAAGGGAGGAGCUUUGGCAGGAAGGUCAGGGGUCAGUGUUAACACGGAGAAUGUGGUACACCUUAUACACAGAUUGAUUUUUCAGUAGUAUGCUAUGUAUAUUUUUUACAUUUAAAUUAUUAUGACAAAUGGCCCAAAAUAUCUAAUUUUGUUUGAAAAUUAAAUCUUUACUU